GAGGAACCGCGGGCGGGGCUCGUGGUUCACGGCCUUGCUGCGGGAUGAGCCGAGAAGUUGCAGGAGAAGAAGAGGGCGUCACUCUGCUGGAAGCGAUCCGGGAUGGAAGGGUGCCUACCCCGGAAGAGAUGACGUUCCCUCGGUGGCAGGCUUGGCGACGUGCCGCCGGCCGUAGGCCCACAAGGAGAAGGGACGGCAGAGGCCUGCCGACAGGUGAAGAAGUAGCCCUCUGGAGGAGCGUCAUGGAUGAGCUCUAUGGCGAGGGCAGGGCGGCGGAACUUGACGAGGGCGAUGAAGAGGAGGAGGAAGAGAGGCCGUCGGCGUCGGCCUCCCCUUCUGUUGCGUCUCGUGAGGUCGCCUUGGUGAAUAGCCCACGCCCGUCUUCAGUUGGCACUGGAGGAGUCAGCGUGGUGAGCCUUCGGGCCAAGUUGCAAGCGUUGUAUGACCCUUCGGCAGAGGAAUUCGGGGCGUACCUGAUGCGUAUGGGACGAAUCAUCUCCGCUCUCCAAGCCUUGGACGCAGCUGUUCCGCCGGGUCUGUUAGAGACAGUGACAAGAAAGGCGGAAUUCAUGAUCGAACUGUAUGGUGAGCAUGGGGGUUUGGACAAAGUGAGAGCUGUGCGUUUCUUGCGAGACAAGUUCGUAGCUUACGCGCAGGAUGAGACCUUAGACCCUCGAGAGAGAGACAGUUCGAUCGCCGCGAUCGGUGAGUUGAUUGAACAAUUAGGAGGGAAACCAAGUUCGAGCCCAGGAAAGGUGUAUAGUACUCCGUCUGGAGCGGAGGAAGCAACGGUUCCUGUGGCUCGCGGUCCCGUCAGCGGUCUUCGCGACGUUGGACGCGGCCAACGACCGGCGCCCGGUCCCGCUCCUAGUUCGGGACCGGAACAAGAUGGGGAUUUCUCCCUCAGGGCCAAGCUGGCAGCUCUGGAGAUGGAGCUGGAGGCCAUGAAACGAGAGAAAGCCGAAUCAGAGGCCGGUUCAGCGUUGGGAUCGGAGCAGGGCUUAGCAGCCGCCUUGGCCCAACAGAAGGCAGCGCUGGAGGCACAAACAAAGGUGCUCCAGGAAGCGUUGGGACGAGGCGGAGGCAACCAGUCUGUCACCGCGGUCAAAACAGACCUUCAUUGGCCGACCUUGACAGACGAGCGCUCUGACUUCAAGGAUGUCACCUUGUUCUAUGAGGAGUUCGAGGAUGUGUGCGCCUUAGCGAACUCCUGCCGUGGAAUGAAUGCCCGCGAGAAACUGCUGGCUCUCCGAGCGCGCUGCCGGGGAAGUAGGCUGAAGACCUACCAGAACCUGUACCGGUCCGCCUGGAAGUCCGGAGAGGUCCUGGAAGACCCCGAAGCAGUGUAUGAGCGCAUCAAAUCGAAACAUUUGAUGUUUAGUGAAAGCCGAGAAGAGCGAGAGAUCCGCGUCGAUGCGGAGCAUGUCGCGCUCAUGAAGGGGAAGCUCACUGGUCACCAGUUCGAACCUUUGUUCGAAGCGUCGGUGGCGGAAUUGGAAGCUGUGGGUCUUGGAAAGACGCAGCGAGAGCUUUUCCUCUCCUACUUGAGGAAGGUUGGGACCAGUCUCCAACGGGAGAUUCGAUCCGACAAGCGGCUUUGGGGACACGAAGACAAGCUCCGAGGGCCGCAGACCUGGGAGGAGGCUCAUCGGGUCGUCCUCGAGUAUGAGCAGCGAGAAGCGACUAACAAGGCCACCGCCAACGCCGUGUUCACGACCACCGGCGAAGCCACGCGUCUUGCUGCGGAUCUCGCAAAGAAGGAGAAAGCAGAGAAGGCGAAGCGGGACAAGGCCAACAAGGAGGCGAACAAGAGAAAGGGCAGAGGCGAUCAGGUGGCGAUCACGUCUGGAGAUCCCCGCAAGGACAAACUCUGCUGGGAUUAUCGUGAUCACGGGAGCUGCAGAAAGGGUCGCGAUUGUCCUUUCUCGCACGACAAAGAGCUGCGUAGGAAGGAGCUUGAAAAGAAAGGCAAAGGGAAAGGGUCCGACUCCUAUCCGGCGAAAGGCGACGGAAAAGGAGGUAAAGGGAAAGGCAAAGGAGGGAAGGGCAAGGCUGGAGACGCUAAGAAAAAGAAGAGCGAGAAGCAGUGCCCUUACUUUGCUAAGAACGGCGCGUGCAAGAAAGGCGCUGACUGUGACAUGUCGCAUGUUUUGGCAACCGAUGUCGGCGCUACGGGCUCGGGAGGUGGACAAGGUUCCGCUCCAAGUGGGUGGGCAGCUCCAAGCGGGAACAGCGUGCUCAAUCCGUUCGCCGCGUUCUGUGUGGUGACGGGUGGUUUAGAGCAGGCUCUGCGGGUGCGGACGUCGUGUUCGCGUCCGCGCCGCGGAGUUCAUCCCCUGGAGUUCCAAAGAAGGGACCCUUCACCGAAUUGGACGAGCUCCCAAAGGAUUGGUGGGAAUGAGCCUGGCGGUUAUCAAUACCGCGCCGUCGUGCAAAUCCUUGAUAAGAAGGUUGACACGAUGUUGGACGGAUGCGCUGGGUCCAAUCACAUCACGGAAGAGCUGGUGGUCGGGAUCAUCAAUCGGGCUGCGGAGCUAGGCUUGCGCCCAAAUGACAAGAACUUUCCGAUCAUUCAGUUCGAAAAAAUGGCUGUAUCCAGAGUACGUGCAUGGGAUUGCGAGUGCAAGAUCGCGUCAAAGGGGACUAGCGAUUUCCAUGGUUUGAUCCUUGGGGGCCGCGCGUUGGAUUGCGAAGCGCGACGUGGGCUAGGUUUUCGACCUGGGCCCAUGACCCAUGUGCUGGACUCUCUAGGUGUGCAUCUCCCGCGCUGUGAGAACUUCAGUGCGGAGAGGAAGGACAGAGCCUAUCCUUUCCGGUCCAUCCUCUCGGCAGUAGACCAGGAGGCUGAGGGACAUCUGGAGCCGGAGACCGGGCCAAGGGCCAUGGUAGUCUAUGCAGGUGAUGGAGGAGCGACGCUGCUUCCUGGGGAAGGCGCUCUCCUUCCCGUGCGAAUUGCUGGCAACUGGACGCCGGAAGUUACGAGCUGUGAAGUGGUCCUUCCAGUUGCCGGCAAGGUGGAAGCAGUUCCCGGCAUCUGGGACACAGGGGCUCGUGAAGGCAUGGUCCUGGUCACGCCAUACCAGGAAGAGGUCGUCCUUGAAGAAGGCGAUCCAGUCGGAGAGCUCCGGGCAGGUGCAGUAGUCAGUGGGACUUGUUCUUGCGGAGCUGUCGACACAGUUUUCGUGAGCCAGACGGCCGGCCUAGAGCCGGACACCUGCCAGGAAUGCGGAUUGGAACAGCCCAGCCUCAUUGGUUCAGUCUGCUAUUCGUGCGGUCGGAAGGGAGAGAUCAAGAGCACUCCACUCCAGGGGUGCAAGUGUCGCGCGAAAACACCUAGGAAGGCGCGUGAGUCAAGGAAGGGAUAUGGAGUGUUCGCCACGUUCGCGGUUGGUCUAGCUGCGCUCACUGCGGCGUACGCAUUUGACCCGUCGCAAUAUGAGUCAAAGAGCUGGUCGCGGGCGGGGGCCUCGUUUUUGAGCCUUCGUCGCGAAGAAUCGCGGGCGAGGACUUCGUUUUCGAAUCCUCGUCGCGACGAAGUGUGGGCCACCUUCCCCGGUGGUUGGGUGCGAACGCACCCGGAGGCCAGGGAGAAGCUGUUUGAGUUUAGUGAAGAAGCGUCGGCCCCACUCACGCUGAAUGUCGACCAGCUGGAUUCUCGAAGGGUCACGACAGGCGGAAUCGACAAGAUGGCAGAGGAAACGCCAACGGAGCGCUACUGCGAUGCGCUCAGGAGGUGUCUGGAGAAGCGUUUUCCCAAGGCCAACCAAUUCCUCCUGGAUCACCUGAUUUCGCUUGAAGCAUUUUUGGACAAGUCGAUCGUUUUUGGUUUCAGCUACGGGGUGGCUAAGGCGGAGAUCUGCAAGGAAGGUGGCAAGCUGUUGGGACACAUCGUUGGGAGGAAUGGCAGCGAACCAGACCCUGAGCGAGCUAAGGCCGUAAUGGACUUUGCACCGCUCAGAGAGAAACUCCAUAUCCAGCGAUUUCUUGGAUGCUCCAAUUGGUUGCGCAUGUACCUCCCCGCGGAGUACG
Messenger RNA from Durusdinium trenchii, 4029 nucleotides. The record is from the annotation of a GenBank genome assembly. Lineage: Eukaryota; Dinophyceae; Suessiales; Symbiodiniaceae.